Spirodela intermedia is the source of this 7087-nucleotide messenger RNA. The record is from the annotation of a GenBank genome assembly. Lineage: Eukaryota; Viridiplantae; Streptophyta; Magnoliopsida; Alismatales; Araceae.
AUGAAUUUUCUAUUGCGGAGUACAAACUCUACUGCUUCAAAUUUGACGUCUAUUUCAGAAGACAAAGAGACACUGUCUACCUCUCUUCCUGGCAAAACACUUGAGGGACUUAUUGCUGAAGAUCCGUUUCCUUCAUUAAGUGAUGAUGCUGACAAAGACAAUAAUGGGGGAGUUUUAAGUACAUUCACUGCAGGUCCCAUAGCAAUGAAUCAAGCUUCCAUCAAAGGCCACGUGGAUGUUAGUGAAGACGAUGGAUGGAUAACUAUUCCAUACAGUAUGUAUCCUAUCUUAUCUCACAUAAGUUAUCUUUGUCGAAUGCAUGUAUUAUCAUUGAAAAAGAUUUAUUUACUUCCUUGCUCCCCCCCUUUGUACACAUCCUUGGCUGUAUAAAAAUAAAAAAUAAAAAAAUGAUAUCCAUCUGUUGGUGUUCACUUCUAUCACUGCUGAAAAUUUGAAUUGCAUGAGACAGCAUGUUCGUUUUGGUCAAGAACUUACAUCUUAUUCGUUUUAAUCUUUUAAAUGCAGAGGAGCUUCCUGAAAAUUGGAAUGAUGUGCCGGAUAUACGGUUCUUUCAUUCUCUGGAUCGCCAGUUUGUUUUCCCUGGUACCUACAGUUUUUUGUUGUUCUCUUUUAGCGUGCCUUAAUAUUUCUUGUACUCUUGGUUUUUUGAAUAUGCAACUAUGUGGAAUCCGGUACCAUCACUUUUCCUGUCAGGGAUCUGAUUUCUUUUUUUUUGCAACCAGGUGAACAGCUUCAUAUUCUAGCAUGUUUAUCAGUCCCCAAAAAGGAUGCGGAGAUUAUAACCCCAUUUAGAGUUUCUGAAGUAAUGAAUAAAAAUGGGAGCCCAAAGCCGACAUUUGAAAGCAUUGAUUCUGUGGAAAGGCCCACAAAUGCAGAAAUAAAGCUCAAUGGUGACCACCAGGAGGCUGAUAGUAAAAAUGUGGUAGAGAAUGGUGAAACUACGGGCAUCACAGACAUGGUUAACACUCAGCUGGAUGUUUCUGCUACUGAAUCUUUUCUACAGAGUGAAGAUCACAAACAAAGAACUCGAUUGAUGUUGGAAAAUUUUAGAAAUUCUCACUAUUUUGUUAGAAUUGCGGAAUCAGAUGAACCACUUUGGUCCAAAGCACGUGUGCCAGAAGUGAAUGAUAAAGAACCUAGGAAAUUACCAACAGGAAGUGGCUCUUUUAGUGCAUUUGUUGAUAGAGGAAAUUUUGAUGGAAAUGUGUCCGGUGGAGUGGCCAGAAAUUCUGUUACAUGCUGCUCCUUGCAUAAUGGUGACAUAGUGGUAUGCGUCUAUAAAUUGUCUGCGUAUUGAAAAGAUUAAUAUUCAUCAUAUUUCAUGUUCUGUUUUAGUACGUUGUUCUGCUCCAUAGAAAAAAAAUGGUUCAGUUUCAUCAAUACCUUGAUAAUGAUUGAAGAGCAUUUGAUUCUGCGUGAACAGAUGGUUGUUAAAUCCACGCCCCUAAAAUGAUUGUUCGAAAUAUAACUCAAAAAGACACUAUAUGCAUGUUGACAGUUUCUGGGUUUCAUAUUUAUUGUGGUUUUCAAUCAUUGGUAUUUGAUCUUGAAAUGCCUAUUUUCUACACUUUAUAACAUCAAAAUCAUAUUUUCUUUUGGUUUAGCUAAUCUUUCAUCUAACUUACGUUUGCUCAGAUGUGUAAUUAGGGGAAAUUAUGACACGUCUCUUAUGUUAUAACAUUGUAGUAUGAAUUUGUGACAAGCUUGCUAACAUUGGAAUUAAUAAUUUUAUAGUGCGAAAUCUGUAGACAAAUCAGGAGGCAACUCUCCGUUUAAUUUUAAAUAAAUCAAUCUGUAAAUGAGUAGAAACAUGUGCAUACUUCAAGAGAAAAGUCAAGCAAUGCUGGUGUGGAUCAGGCAACGUGAAUCAGAGUUGAUUAAUCUUGAUUUGAAAUCAAGAGGAAAAAUCUGGUCUCCAAUUGGAAUUAGGAAUGAAAACGGAAACCGAAUCAGCUGUAGAUUACUGAUCUUACUUGGACCAGCUAAUACUAGGUUGAUCAGGCAUUUUAAGAAGGCUCCUUUUAUCCUCUUUUAAAUUAAGUUCGAGUCUCAUUGUAGCAUGGGAAGAGUGAAAGGGUUAUUGCCUAGUAGUUUGCUUAGAAAAAAAUAGAACUUUAUGGAAUGUGUGGGAAAACAAAAAGGCUUGCUUCUGAUGCUGGCUAUUACCACCGACUUGGCUCCAGCCACAAUAUGUCGCACCAUGGCCUUGCCCUUUAUAAAAACGAAGAAAGGAAUGGGAAUUAGUGACAACAGGAAUGUUAAAUAUGCAUCAUGGUAUGCUAGAAAGACCAAAGAGCUUUAAGCUACUUCGUAGUCAUUCCUUUCCUGCCAAAGUUAUUUGUAUUUAUAACUUCGAAAUGUGUAAAAAUGACCCUAUUUUAUUAGAAACGGUCUUUGCUCCUUACAUUGUCCCAUAUGGUUAGUUCUGGAUAUAUAUGCUGGUUUACAAUAUGUGAAUACAUUUUCCUUUAGUUUAACCUAGUCAAGUAAAAUAAUGAAACUUUCAUAUUUUAUGUCAUAUGCAUAGGUAUUUCAUGCAUACUGAGGUUUCUGGGAAAUUGUUUUCCGACGAUUUCAAUUCCAGUUUUUAUUGCACUUAUUUUUAAAAUCAGUUUUACAUCUAUUUAACUCUCAUGAACCAGCUUUAUUAGAAAACAUUUUACUGAUUAUCAACUGUAUUUCACCUAUUGGAAGGAUGCAGGUACUUUUAGAGGUGAAUGUUGGAAUUGAUAAUAUCAAGGAUCCAGUUCUUGAAAUUCUUCAAUUUGAAAAGUUCGAGAGCAGUAAAAUUGGUCCUGGUAGUCAUUUCAGCCAAACCGUCCCAGCUGAUAAAGAUCCUUAUGGAGACCUUCUAACAUGGUUGAUCCCUGUAGACCGUGUGUUACCUCCACCUGGUCGUUCACUAUCACCUCCUUUGUCAUCAGCUCCAGGCAUAGGAAGUGCCUCCCAAAAGUCCACUGCAUCAUCAUUGUCCGGUUCACAACUUUUUUCGUUUGGUAAUUUUAGGAGUUAUUCUAUGUCUGCAAUCCCUCAAGCUACAGUUCCAGCUUCCCCUGCUUAUCCACCACCAAAUACUAAACCAAGCCUUGACCUUGAAGAUUUUGAUCGGUUCUCAUCAGAUGGAGCAACAAAGAAACUGGAUUUUGGAACUGAGGGGAUUUUGUCUUUCCGGGGCGUACCACUAGAACCGGAACGUUUUUCCUCACAUUGUGGGCUGGAAGGUAGUUAUAUUCCUGGCCGGCGAUGGAGGAAAAAACUUGAGAUCAUCCAGCCUUUAGAAAUUCAUUCUUUUGGUGCUGAUUGCAAUACAGAAGACCUUGUGUGUGUUCAAGUCAAGGUAAAGUGUAAUUCAUUCUAGUAAUUUUCCAAAACAUCUUAGUUCUGCAUUCAUUCAAUGUUGCUGAAUGUUUCCUUCUAUAGCCUCGCUGACACUGACGUAGUUAGUCCUCUGCAGAAUGUUUCUCCCGCUCAUUUGCUGGAUAUUGUAAUAUUUAUUGAUGCGAUAACAAUUGUCUUUGAGGAGGCACCUAAAGACGGUCCUCCUAUAUGUUUACCAAUUUCGUGUAUUGAGGCUGGGAAUGAAUAUAGUUUGCCCAACCUUUCACUAAGGUGCAUGACUCUUUCUUUUAAACCUCACAUUGUCUGUACUAUUGAUUUCUUCUGCUCUUGUUAUCUACUUACUGAUGCAAUGAAGUCUCAGUUAAGUCUUUACUGCAAUAAACCUCACAUUGGCGCUAUACCUUGAACUCAAACGGGUUAACUGUAAUUUUAUUCGCUGUUAUGCUUCUUCCUAUCAUCUUGGGACCAAUCAACGCAAAAUGUAAAUUGACGUGAUGGACUUGGAGAUCUAAUUGGUCCAAUACUGUCGUUCAUCUAUCAUGUACAGGCUUGUAUCUCGUCCAUUGUUAAAUUAAGGUAACAAGAUUUGCAAUGAACUCUGGAUAAAUACCUAAAACAGAUGUGGGCGGUAUACUAAGAUGCAAACAUAAAGUGUACUGUCUCAAUUGAAAAUUUAAUUAAGACGAAAUCUAAUCACCAUAAAGGAUUCAAUUGUGUCAAUGGCCAUCAUUGGACAAGCGUUUUGUAUCCUGACCUAUAGCUCCCAACUCUCUCAGAAGUUGCACAUAGCCAAAGAUAGCAUGGAAGACGUCUAUAAUCAACCAUUUAUUUAUUGAAAUGUUAUACCUUCCUAUCCAGAGCUCAAAGAGAUGUCAUUGUUUUAGUGGGAAGCUUGUCCUGAUCAUUUGACCUUAAUAUAUUUUGUUGCCUGGGGGUUUUAACCUACCAUUUCGACCAGUUCACUCUUUUUCUUUGAACUGUGGAAUUGUACGAUUUCAUAAUCUGCGUUAGUUUCCACAGCUUCCUCAUACUGCGAAGUAUCAGGCCCCAUUGAGGUUUCUCCCCUUGUUGUUAAUUUUUGGCAAUGCUGGACGCUGACCUGUUAGUUGUCUCCUCUAAACAAGGGGCUGAGGAGCCUCUGCACGUGCCAUGAAUAGUGCUAGUAAUGCUGACGGAUGAAAAACAGAAAAAAAAAACAACCUAUACAAAGUGAUUAGGUAUCUGCAUUUGGUGAAAAAAGAAUCAAAUUACCAUGUUACCAAAUUAUCUAAUGGUCUUCGUGGAGAAUUCAAAUCUAAUGACAACUGGACCCAUGUGAACCUCUUGAAGUCCGCAUGCUAAUCUCAGUAUGUUACAGAUAUCUUAAAAGAAGGCUGAAGCUUAAUCAAUGCUAAACAUAAUUGGAUUGGGGCAUUUACGCUAUAUUUAUACAUGUUGUGAAAUACCAUUGAAGAUAUUUUUGAAGUAUGACAGACGGUGAACGUUAGUGUGCAAUUUGCCUAUUAUGACAGACGGUGACCAUGUAGCAUUGGUUACCCACUGUGAUGCUACUUUCCAUGGUGGCCAUAUCCUUUGCUUAGAGCACAAUUAUUCAUUCAUUGAAGUCAGAUACUCUAGUUCAAUAGGAGUGGGUAUCUUUAUAUUGAUGUUUAAGGUGUCGUUCCAUAGUUUAUUGCGCAUUAUUCUCACCCACACCACCGUAAAUGCUACUGCUUGACACCAUAUUUGUUCCUAUCUACAUUCCUCGCAUUUAGAAUUAUGUUGCGUUAGAAUUGGUAAACUAUUUACGGUUUGGGAGGUACCAUUUUUCUAAACAUCUCUUCACAUAAUUAAUCUCCGACUCCUAGAAUUAUUUAAUCUAUUGCGGCAUCAAAAAAGAUAAGUUAAUGCCAGAUAUAGUCGUGUAUUAAUGGACGGAACAUAUCUUUUUUUUUUUUUGUUAUUCUUUGUUAUAAAUGGUGGUCAUCAUCAAUUUCUGAUGUUAUUUUCUCUAUUUGGUAUUCUUUUUCCAAAAGUGUUUUCCCCACAUUUCUUUAUUAUUCCAAUCAUGGCAGGAGAGGAGAAGAGCAUUCAUUCAUUUUGAAGCCCACAAACUCAAUGGCAAGGGAUCUGAAGGGCUAUGGUGAUAAAAACUCACUUCCAAUGCCGUUUGUCGGAACUUCCGCAUCAAACGCACAGAUGAUACCAAAAGUUGCAGUCGGAAGAAGGUUGUCUUCAACCGAUCAGUAUGCGGUUCUUGUCUCCUGCAGAUGCAACUACACAGGUACGAUCAGUGGCGAUUAUUCAUCAAACCUGAUGCGUCAAUCUUAGAUAUAGUCUAUGUCAGAAUCUCUUGAUCGUGGAAAAUAUAGGAUUUUCAAAAAAUAAACUAUUAAUUAUUAGAUUUCCUCCCUCCCCGUUGACUCUAUCAUUUUCUCGUAGAAUCAAAACUGUUCUUCAAGAAACCCACGAGCUGGCGUCCCCGUUUCACCAGAGACCUCAUGGUCUCAGUUGCAUCCGAGAUCUCAGCGCAAACCUUUGGGCCUAGUGAAGGGCUUUCUCAGCUUCCAGUUCAGGUUCUUACCUAAUUUGCCCACAGCGACAAGGAUUGAACCUUGGAGCUUAAGAUCGGUCUGCUAAUAUUCACCUUCCUUGUGAUUUCUUUUUCAGGAAAUGACUCUUCAGGCUUCGAACCUAACGAAUGAAGAUCUCACCUUGACGGUUCUAGCUCCAGCAUCGUUUACCUCACCCCCUUCUGUCAUGUCCUUGAACUCCUCGCCCACAAGCCCGAUGACCCCCCUCGCCAGAUUUCCAGAACUCGCUGGAAGAGUCGGAGAGGACCAGCGAGGAAGCAUUGUGCAGAGGUCUAGCUCAGUGCCUCUAGCGAAGGAGGGCGACAAUGGAGGCCCGAGAUCGAAUUCCCUCAACGACCAUAUGCCGGCGGGUUUCGACGUUGUCCCAAGUGCUGAUCUGGGCUGCUCACAUCUAUGGCUGCAGAGCAUCGUCCCCCUUGGGUACCGCUCUCUACUACCAUUUCCAUAAAUGGCACUGAUCCUCCGAAUUGUCAAUCUCUUGACACGUUUGUUUCCCCCCCUAUGGUUUGGCUUUAGUUGUGUGCCUGCUCGGUCGAGCACCACAGUCAAGCUCGAGCUGCUCCCUCUGACGGACGGGAUUAUCUCUCUAGACACCCUGCAAAUAUCUGUCAAGGAAAAAGGUUCAGAUCCCAAACCAUCAUCUCAGUUCUUCAUGUUCUUACAUAAUCUCCAGCUGGAGUUAUGUAGGUUGGGAUUUGCCCAGAAAAGACCAUCUCUUAACCAGACUGACAUUAUAUGUAUAUAUAAAUAUGCAAAAACAUAUCUCUUUCAGCCUGCUCAAUCUCGAUUCCAUUAUAUCUCCGGUUCUGAACUGGUUGAUUGGCUUCUGAAUACCAGUUUUGCUUUUUUUUUUUUAACCCUAAAUUGAGUGAAAUCAUGCUCUGGUUUUCCCCUGUUGAGUGAGAUUUCUCCAGUUCUGCCAAGUCCAUUCUAUUUCCGGUAGAUUCUGUCGCAUGGUUUUCUGAAUUGGUUGGGUUUGGUGCCUGAGGGGGAGGCAUCUGUGAAUUAUCAGAAAAAAUAAAUAUGCAGACUAAUUAAUUAUCUAUAUAUCAUGUUGAUGAUGCUCUUCUUCUUCUUCGACAGGCCUCACGUAUAUGCCGGAGCAUCCAUUGAAGAUCCACGCCACCUCCAGCGUUGCCACCAGCAUCUUGUGA